Messenger RNA from Spodoptera frugiperda (fall armyworm), 3206 nucleotides. RefSeq lists its product as uncharacterized. NCBI's taxonomy places the organism in Eukaryota, Metazoa, Arthropoda, Insecta, Lepidoptera, Noctuidae. The transcript is spliced from 2 exons. The record is from RefSeq and is a predicted model, not a curated record. The coding region runs from base 1048 to 2541 and encodes 497 amino acids.
UUGGGAAUCAAACCCAACAUAGCCUCGGCAGCCGCGCUAGCGGCGCGGUGCCUAUUUCGGCUGAGUCAUCGUGGUGAGCGGCGCAGCGGAGCGCGGUGUGGCGAGGGGGGCGACGGAGCGAGAGGGGCGACGGAGCGAGAGGGGCGACGGAGCGAGUGGGGCAUAAAAGGUCUUGCGCAGCGAGAGGGGCAUAGAACAUCUUGCGCUCUCGGACUCCACCGGACGACGGUCGACACUCGUUAAUUUAAAUUCAUUUUGUUUGUCCGGGAUUAUCCAAACUUGUAAUUGGGAAGCGAAUAAACCGCGCCUAUCAACAGCAUACAGUCCACUUAUUUUAACAUCCCGUAGUGGUGCGAACAUGGUCCUUUGUGGAACUCGCCAGCCUAGUUACGAGGUUUGAAGAAUUCGGGAUCAUCUUACUACUUCGGUCUCGAAGCCCUUUUCAUCUGCGGUCUUCAGCAGCGACAGUUCCUGCAGGAGUCAUCAAUAUCCUGACGAAGACUAUUCGCAACGCAACCGCAUACAUAAGUUUCGAGAAACGGAGAAUUGACCGUUGGACGGACUUUGGACCCAUCGAAAGUGACAAGUCAUCUUCAAAGACAAAGAAGGACGAAAAAUUGCAGAUCAUCGUUUAUCCUGUGUAUGGUUUAGACAUUCUGUGAGUUCGUUCCAAUUAUUUCCUUUCUUUUUUCACUAGUUUAUGUUUAAAAAGCAAUAUUUAGUGAGUUCUUUCCAUAUUUUUUUCAAUUACGUUUGUAAUUCUUCAUUUCAAAGCCAUAUAUUUCCGUACAUUCACUGCUUCUGCUUACAAAGCUUAUUCAUCUUUUCAAAUACAUCUAAAUAAGACAUACUUGCAGUGUCUUAUCUAUAACAGCUGUCAGGGUCAUUAGCCGUGCAACAGGUGAUCUAUUGUUCUCGGCGUCAAGUCGUUAGUGCAUCGUAUAUUUUUUGCGCAUGUUUUUUGCUUAUACCUUGCUUGCAGAGUAACCGGUUUUUUACUGUCCGGUAUUAUUUAAACUUCAUUGCAAUCAGUUAUUUUCCAUCAACAUGGCUGACGAAAAGAUUGCUAAGUUAGUUAAACGACGUAGCUGUAUGAAGUCUAAAUUGACAGUAUUUGGUAACUACCUACAUACUUUAGAAAGUUGCAAUGAACUUAGCAGUUUACAGCUUUUAGACUUAGAAACAAGGUUCAACAGAUUUGGUAGCUUAUACGAUGAUUUCGACAAAUUACAGUGCGACAUCGAGAUGUUGUCGGAGGAACCCGACGAUGAAGGCGAGGAGCGUGAGCAGUUCGAGAAUCAGUACUACAAGCUCGUGGCGGCGGCGCGGAGACUACUCGGUGCUCGCCCUCACCAGUCUUCUCAACUUCCGGAUGAAUCCGUGGCGAGUUGCGGGGAUGGACGCUCAGGUGGUUUCAAAUCCAAUUGCGUUAGAUUGCCAAAAAUUAAUUUACCCUCUUUUCAUGGUCACUAUCAAAACUGGCUUGAGUUUAGGGACACUUAUUUGUCAUUGAUACAUUUAAGGUCAGACAUAGAUAACAUAAAUAAGCUGCACUAUCUGCGAGCUUCACUUAAAGGUAGUGCACUAUUAAUUAUUGAUAAUUUAGAUUUUAAAGCAGAAAAUUACGAGGCCGCUUGGAAUUUAUUGUGCAGUAGGUACGACAACAAAAGGUUACUCGUGAAUAAUCAUGUUCACGCAUUAUUUAAUGUUGAACACAUAAAACAUGAAUCAUGUUCAGCAAUACGCCAUCUUAUAGACGUAACUAAUAAAAAUUUACGUGCGUUGUCGACGUUGGAUCAACCAACUCAGUACUGGGACACGCUUAUCAUUCAUAUGAUGGCGGAGAAGUUAGAUAGUGUUACACAUAGGGAAUGGGAAGAACAUAGAAACACCUUAAAUAAUCCUCCAUCUUUAGAAAUUUUCAUAACUUUUCUUAGUAACAAAGCAGAUUUAUUGGAAACUUUACAAGAAAAUAAAAGUAAAACUAAAAUACACAAUAAAAAUUCAUUAGAUACAAUAAAAAAUCAUUACAAUCAACCUACAUCUACAAAAUACACUCAAAAUACAUAUUUACAAUAUAAUACAAAUAAAAAACAUAACAAUACAUAUAAAAAAUCCUUAACUUGCCCAAUGUGUAAUCAGAAUCAUUUCUUAUUCAGUUGUGAAGCAUUUAGAUCUCUUUCAAUUGAAGAACGUAGACAGAAGGCUAAAGAUGCUAAGGUAUGUCUCAAUUGUCUACGACCAGGGCAUAUUGAAACAAGAUGUAACCUAGUUCCUUGUAAAUAUUGCAAGAAAAAGCAUAGCACGCUGCUUCACAUGCAUGAGGCAGAAACUACCGUUCAACCAUCUCUUCCAGUUAGCAAUUUAGAUAGUUUUUCUAGCUCAACAGAUGUUCUGGACACGACUACUCCUCCGAUUGUUUUGCUUUCCACAGCGCUCGUGAGGGUGGUGGACAGCAAGGGCAACGUGCACACAGCUCGGGUACUGCUCGAUAAUGGCAGUACAGCCAACUUCGUGUCAGAAUUCCUUUGCGGAUUCUGAUGUAGACAUUGGGAAGAUCAACCGCCUGGAACGCUUCAAGAGAAUCGAAUGCAUUCGUCGACAUUUCUGGGACCGUUUUUCCCUAGAAUACGUGGCUCUUCUUCAGCAAAAAGUAAAAUGGCACUCGACAAAGACGGAGCUUAAGCUAGGCUCCCUCGUCUUGAUAAAGGAUAGAGCACUUCCUCCUUCAAUUUGGAGCCUAGGGCGAGUGACCAAAGUGUAUCCUGGCAGCGACGGCAUUUCCAGAGUCGCAGAGGUCCUAACGAAAAGGGGCACUGUCAGGAGGGCCUUUAAUAAUAUUUGUCCCCUUCCAGAGUCUUGAAGUCACUUCAACCCGGGGAGCAUGUUGGGAAUCAAACCCAACAUAGCCUCGGCAGCCGCGCUAGCGGCGCGGUGCCUAUUUCGGCUGAGUCAUCGUGGUGAGCGGCGCAGCGGAGCGCGGUGUGGCGAGGGGGGCGACGGAGCGAGAGGGGCGACGGAGCGAGAGGGGCGACGGAGCGAGUGGGGCAUAAAAGGUCUUGCGCAGCGAGAGGGGCAUAGAACAUCUUGCGCUCUCGGACUCCACCGGACGACGGUCGACACUCGUUAAUUUAAAUUCAUUUUGUUUGUCCGGGAUUAUCCAAACUUGUAAUUGGGAAGCGAAUAAACCGCGCCUAUCAACAGCA